AGGAGCACACUGGGUUAUUUUCCAGCCCGUGAGCGCCUCUUCUCGUGCAGUCCUUGUCCCCACACACACAGUCUGGAUCAGGAAGACACCGCACGCCGCCAGAUGGCAUUACAACACUGCCUGUUGCUCAUUGCUCGAGGCGACUGGUUCGGAGCCUCGUGAAGUCUCGCACACCAGCGAGCCCUUAAUGCCAGACUCUGCCGCUGUGAGGCUUGGCAUUGUAAAAAGUGUUCACGCUUAUAUAACACGUUCAGUUCUUGCUAGAAAAAUAUAUAUUGCGUAGUUAUCAGCACGUAAUGGUGACAGGAAGAUGACGGAGCUGUGGAACACUAAGAGAGAGAGAGGCUGGACGGCACGGGAACCAAUCACAAGUCGGUAUCACCGGGGAAGGAGCAGCAGCAGUCGAGUGUUGUGUGGUUCGUGUGUGUGUGUGUGUUGUCGACGUCGUGAUGAACGGAAGUGGUCGCGGCUUAUCUUCGCCAUCCGGGGUCACACGCCGGCCAUCUUGCUUCGCGGAAGAGACAAAGGGAGGUGUAUCACUCCGCCAGCAGCAAACUUGACGUCAUGGGCCAGGGCAUGCAGCGGCGUGCAGUGCGUGGGUAUGGUGACUGUGUGGCCUCUGAUGUAGAGGUGUGUGAGCUGCUGGACGAGAGAAGAGCAAACUAAAAGUAAACAUGGGAUUGCUGCCGCCUCAGGACACUAGGAGCAUUGCGGAAGCGCUGAGGAAGACAUCACAACCCUUGACACAGCGAACACAACUCUGUACUGAGGCUGGCACUGGCUUCUCCCAACACCUCACGUGGUCAUUGCAACAAAAGGAGUUGCCAGCGAGGGACCACCUCCCGAGCCCCAACACGCUAUCCGUGGUGCACGUGCUUCCCUGCCUGUGAACCCUAAAGACGGUGCUCUGCAAGGCGGCAACACUGUGUGCAUUUCUUCACAACUCCAAACUCUCCAGUGUGAAGCACUUUCCAAUGGAAGCACCUCAGGUAUCCUAAAUACUAGUGUACCCUAGUGGGACAUUCAGUCUGUCAGAUGACAGGAGACAGGAUGGAUGGUAGACGCUCCUUCAGCACAUACAUGCGUGGGGAGUGUGUCGUGGAGAAUGGCGACAUUCUCCGCGGCCCCCCACGCGCUGUCAAAGUAUCCAUGGGAGAUCCCGACGCGAAAUCUUUCUUCUGCUGUUGCUGGCCACGAGGGCCUCGCUUCACUAAGGUAGCCAAAUUCUUUUUCAAACCGCAUAAAGAAGAACCCAGUCUCCAGAAGUACACGUCUCUGGAGACUGUGAUGUACAUGGACGGCAUGGUUUUCCGCGAAUACUGGACGCCAGGCAAGACGGCCGUCAAGGUCUCCAUCAAGCAGCGGCGCGGAAAGAAGGUUGUCCUCUUUGGCCGCCUGGCAACCUUCCUUCAAGAGAUGGAGAACCGAAAUUCAGAAAAGUUCGUUCUUUAUGUCACGGAAACCAGCUUCAAAAUUGUUGAAAAGGACCGAGCGGCUUCAGGCGGCGACGAGACCGAUGCCGCUGAGAAACAGAAAAAUAAGCCGUUACAAGAGAACGAUAAGUACGAGUGCGCUAAACGCGGGGAUGACGAAAACCAAGUAAAGAUCGACUACGCGACUUCCUUGUUCAACAGUUUUAAGAAGAAAGAUAAACCCGUUAACAUCAUAAUAACUCCAGAAAUUGUAAAGUUGCCGCCAGUAAUCCCCAUGCAAACCAAGAACGUGCGGUCAUUCAACAAAGACGCUCCUGCUGCACGCCAACAGCAGCGCAGCGCACCUCGUACCGUCCGUCGCGAUAAGCAGGCGUCUAUGAAGCCUAAAGAAACAAACAAAGAAAAACAGAUCGUUCAGGUUCAGGAAAUACACAAGAAAGACAUUCCAUGCGAGACAAAGAAUAAUGCUGAUGAAAAUACGACUAAUAAGAAAGUCAAAGAAGAUACAGAGGAACAAAACCAUACAGAGAUGAAGAAAGAAUCAGGAACAAUGAGUGAAGUACAGCUAGUUCACGAAAAACAUAAUGAAAACGCGGAAAGUGUCGAAAAGAAUCCAGCAGAAGAGAAGAGCGCAGUUUGGGAAGAAUAUGAUAAAAAUGAGUCUGAAGAGACUGAAGGAGACACCGAAGAUGUGGAAAGCGUCCCUACAAAAACAGAGAAGACAGAUGAGGAAGAGAAAGAAGAUACUGAGAAACAAAAAGUUACCGAGAAGGAAAUGAAACCAGCAAAAAUUAGUGAAAUGCAGCUAGUUCAGGAAAAAGACGAUGAAUAUCAUGAAGGCGAGGAAGCUAAUACUCUUGAAGGAAAGGAGACUAGUGUUUCGGAAGACUAUGAUGCACAUGACACUGGAAAGAAGGAAGUGGUUGUUGAAGAUGUGAAAAGUACCUCUCCUGAGAAAGACAAUGCAGAUAAGGAAAUUAAAGAGGGACAAAAUUUUGAGAAGGAAGCUGAGAAACAAGACGUUAUUGAGAAAGUUAACCUUCCCUCUAUAACCAAACUUUUGUCUUUAACCAAAGUCAUCGUGAAGAACAGUACAAGGAGAGAGAAGAUCCGGAAAGCAAUGCUUUUAAGAAAGAAGAGAGAGAGUGUGUCGCUUGGCAAUGUGAAGACAACAUCACCGGUGGAAAAAAUGACGACGCGGAAGAAUAUAGGGAAGGAUCAACAUUUGAAAAAGAAGGUAAUGACUUGCCGCCACAAGAACACCGCGAUGGCCAAUGUAAGCAGCAAGUGGAGGUGGUGGAAGGCCUCCCCACCAACACCGGUGAAGAACAUGACGGCGAGAAUGAAGGUAAAGAAGGAACUGGAGUUAAGAAAGAAGACGUUCUCGUGUAGCCAUUACCGUUAUGUCCGCCAGCUGAAAAGAAACAAUCAAAUGUCAGGAGAGAAGAAAAAGCGCUGCAACAAAAUAAAUCUGAAAUCCGUCCGCUGUAAGAUCGACACCCAUUACAGCCUACCUACUGAUUAUAAACCUGAUCUGGAUUUGAAGGUACUGGAAUCACAGCCGCCACCCUCAGGCCCCGCGCGAGUGAAAUGGGCCCGAGAGGUGGCUGCCCUUAAGGCUCGGCUGCGUUCACAGAAACAGAAGAAAGAGCGGACUAGUGCGCAGAGCCUCCAUCACGGGUCGCAAGCCGCUAAACACUGAGUCACUCGCACUGAGGACCAUCCUAGUCAGUGCAACCGAGAAAAUUGGGGAAAAAAAAAGUACAAAAACAAAGUAAGCUUUCUAACUAUGGAUUAAGAAGCCUAAGCACUGAGUCUUUACUGAGGAACAUGCUUGUCAAUCGAAACCCGAAAUUAGACCAAAAAGAAGUUUUUCAUCCAUUAAUUAAGGAGCAAGAACACUAAGUGAUUCCACUGAGGAACAAGGUGGUGAGUGAAAUCCAGAAAUUAAUGACAAAAAAAUAAAGCGCUUAAAAUUUGCAAAGAAAAAAAGAAAUAUUAAUCUAUCUGUUAUUAACGAAACAACUGAGUGAUUCUUCAGCGAGGAACAAGAACAUUCGUGACACUAAAUGAAAAAUAAUGACGUAAAAGAAAUUAAAAGAUAAAAAAGAUAAAGUAAAAAAAAAGUAACAAGAAAGUCUUUGCUCUCAUAACCUAUGAAGUAUAUUAAUCGACUGUCAAUCCGCCGUUGAAACCAGAAAUUAAUAGAAAAAAAAGUAAUUAAAGUAUCUUCAUUAAAUAAGAUGCCUAAAUAUUUUGAGUGAGAGCAAAUCAGAAAACGAUGACAAAAUAUAAAAAAAAUAAAAAUUCACCAAAGAAAUCUUUAUACAAGUUAUUUUAGAAUGCUACGAUUUGAGUGUUAACUUGCUGAGGAUCAAGAUUGUGAAAACCAAAACAACGACAAAAAACAAAGAAAAGAAAAAUUCUAUCCAGUAUUGGUGAAACAGCCAUUGAUAGUGAGAGGAAAACUGGUGAAAUACGGCUAUUAACAGUGAGAGGAAACAAAAGAACAAUGGCACAAAUAAAAACAAGGAAAAAAUAGAAAAAAAAUCUUAACGAGGAAACAAAUUAAUUAAGUGACUCUCCACUAAGAAAACAAGAAGUAAGGAAAAAUAAUGAUAAAAAAGAUUAAAAAACAAACAAAAUACUGUACCGUAACUUAAGAAGUCUGACUUAAUUAUUAGUCCACUGAGAAAGAAGACUGCAUUUGGAAAACGGAAAACAUUGAAUAAAAAGGAAGAAAAAUAGUAUCUUUUAAUGAUGUAAUCACUUGACUCACCACUGAAAAACUAGAUUCUGAGAGGAAGCCACAAAAUGAUGAGAAAAAGAAAAAAAAUCAUAAUGGAAAAAGUAAAAAAAAAAUAAUGACAAAAUAAAAAAAAAUGUGCAAAAAAAUGAAACAAAAAUUACCAAAAAUAAAAAAAAGUUUACAAAAUUAUGGAAAUAGUGUUGAAGUAAAGAAGGCAGAAUAUUAUGGCAAGUAAUUAAAAAUAUAAAAAAGCCAAAAAAUGGUGACCAGAAACAGAAAAUAAUACCGAAAAAGUAAAAAAAAUAAUAAUAAUGAGGAAAAGGAAGAUAAGUAAAAAAAAUCCAGAAAAUAACAAAAGCAAUAAAAAC
Molecule: messenger RNA, 4550 nt
Organism: Scylla paramamosain (green mud crab)
Lineage: Eukaryota; Metazoa; Arthropoda; Malacostraca; Decapoda; Portunidae
Product: myosin-11-like
Exons: 3
Coding region: 1036-3135 (699 amino acids)
Source: RefSeq, a predicted model, not a curated record